Molecule: messenger RNA, 770 nt
Organism: Andrographis paniculata
Lineage: Eukaryota; Viridiplantae; Streptophyta; Magnoliopsida; Lamiales; Acanthaceae
Product: major pollen allergen Ole e 10-like
Exons: 3
Coding region: 165-605 (146 amino acids)
Source: RefSeq, a predicted model, not a curated record
UCUUACAAAUGAGUAUAAAUUGAAGAGAAAUUGUCCGAUGAAAGCACAGCAGCAUUGGUUAGAUCUUCAGCAAAUAAAACUAAACUCUCCGAUCCAGCACCGUCGCAAAACUGCCCCUCGCUCUUCUCUUGUCACAAACCCGACCGACGACGACGACGAUAGCGAUGGCUGCCUCAACGACGACCACUCUCGCCAUGGCGGCCAUUGUGUUCCUAGCCGUUGCCGCUUCCGCCGGCGCCGCCCGCGUCGGCAACAACGACAAGGGAAAGCCCCACCCCCACCACGUUGAAAAGGAUGGCGGACCGAUUCUCGGGUUGCCGCAGCCGAUAAUACCACCGGGUGCGAUGACAUGGUGCGUGCCGAGGUCGACGGCGAGCGAGGCGGCGCUCCAAAUGUGCAUCGACUUUGCGUGCAGUCAGGGCGCGGACUGCCGGGCAAUCCAGCCGGGCGGCCCUUGCUUCGCCGGAAACAUGACCCACCAGGCGUCCUUUGUCAUGACCUCUUAUUACAGCAAAUACAGACCCGACAAGAACGGCUGCGACUUUAACGGCGUCGGUCACAUCACAACAGUCAACCCAAGUUUUGAAACUUGCGUAUUCCCGUGAGCUGACAGGGCAGAGAAAGAGAAAUUUUGAAGAGACUCGAAAUUAAUAGAAAUUUUUUAUGGGUGGCCGUACAGACGACAUCCUUUUUUUGGAACGUGUUCAGUGUUUCGGAGAGUAUUUUUAGGGUAGCAUAUGAUGAUGAAGAUUUUUAAAUAACAAAAUAAU